GGGAACGAGCCUAGCAACGGUCCUUCGCGCGUGAUGUGCGAUGCUUGUCGCCUUCUUUGUAAUUUUGACUUUGUCUUUCUUUGUAAUUUUAGCUUUGACGCUCAUCGCUGUCUCUGUCAUGUGCGAUCCUCGACCCGCAACAACACUGCUUAGCAUGACGUGAGCUGUAGUGUUGAGGGGAACGCUGGCAGCGUUAUCAUGACCACUUUAAUAUCACAAAGAAUGCGACAAGCACUGCACAUCACGCGCGAUGGACCAUCAGUCGGCUUGCUCUCCUCAGAUGACACACUGUUUUUCACGCGGCGAGGUCCUCGCGUGGCGCACCAUCAUUCAGAUCACGUCGAGUUGUGCAUCGAGGUGGAACUUCGGUUCAAUGCUAACAUAGCAAGACUCGAGAGCGAACUCAAUGAUGGGGUAGACGUUUUCUCUGAAAAGAAAGAACGGGUCUGCACACUGGUGGAUGUUAUGAAGCACAUACAAGGCAACGUUGGGCACAGUCUGAUAAAUGAGGCGGAAUUGCCUGGUGAUGAACUUCAAAUAUCAGCGCCUCACAUUUACUGCACUCCUGACUAAGUCUGCGUUUUUGCUGGCAGCCAAGCCGAAGUCAUCGCUGUCUCCACAUCUGGAUUACCGCGGGCACUUAUUUUUUUGUCUUUUGGUGUAUUAUAUAAAGAACUUACAGUAUCCAUUUGCGUAUUCCCGGAUGCUUGCUAUUGUGCAGACAAUUGCAUUGCCAGGAGAUAGGCCACCAAAAAGUGUGGUUUGUGGACGCCUGAAAUGUUUUUUGGCCUUUCUAAAGCAGAAAAAUGUAAUUUAAGCUGCAGCACUUUUCUCUGCUAUCUGUGUUUAUGUAGUAAUGCAGCUGCAUUACUUUAUGUAGCUGUAUUUGUGACAUCUUUUGUGUCU
This is a messenger RNA of Rhipicephalus sanguineus (brown dog tick), 906 nucleotides long. RefSeq lists its product as uncharacterized. NCBI's taxonomy places the organism in Eukaryota, Metazoa, Arthropoda, Arachnida, Ixodida, Ixodidae. The coding region runs from base 199 to 573 and encodes 124 amino acids. The record is from RefSeq and is a predicted model, not a curated record. The transcript is spliced from 3 exons.